AUGAGUAACGCAAGCAUUGCCCCCCUGUUAACAAAUGUUAAUACUACUAAAACCAGAAAAGAUAUCAAAGGAAAAAUCAAUGUGCAGCCAGAAAAUCUGUCACAACAUGAGGUCUUGGCAGAGAUUCUUAAAAAGCUGUCCAAAAUUGAAAGAGACUAUGAUAUUACCGAAAGCCUGCCAGGAUCUACAUAUGAUCCAGAAUUUAAACAGGAGGAUAGUGACACAAACAAAAAUAGGAAAAAUGAUAAAAAUAGGGCCCAAUGGGAUAGUAUAAAUAGCAAAAGCACAGAGGACUAUUUUAAAGAAUUAGAUGUAAAUUGGGAGCAAUCUGAAAGAAGUAUUAAAAAAGGCAUCAGUCAGAAAUCAAAGUAG
Messenger RNA from Dentiscutata heterogama, 372 nucleotides. NCBI's taxonomy places the organism in Eukaryota, Fungi, Glomeromycota, Glomeromycetes, Diversisporales, Gigasporaceae. The record is from the annotation of a GenBank genome assembly.